This is a messenger RNA of Bufo bufo (common toad), 1371 nucleotides long. RefSeq names its product cytokine inducible SH2 containing protein (gene CISH). Gene Ontology annotation, molecular function: 1-phosphatidylinositol-3-kinase regulator activity. The coding region runs from base 220 to 1017 and encodes 265 amino acids. Gene Ontology annotation, biological process: intracellular signal transduction; phosphatidylinositol phosphate biosynthetic process. Gene Ontology annotation, cellular component: phosphatidylinositol 3-kinase complex. The record is from RefSeq and is a predicted model, not a curated record. Lineage: Eukaryota; Metazoa; Chordata; Amphibia; Anura; Bufonidae. The transcript is spliced from 3 exons.
AAAUAGAUUAGCCAAGUUCUGCUGUUACGCUGGGACAACACACACCCAAUGCCACUAUAUAUAGACGCAGAGGCGGCGGCGGCUGCACGGGUUUGAUAGCAGCGAUCCGCUCGGAGAGGACACAUCGCACGCCGUCACAAAACUAUUUACUGACGAGGCUUUUCUUUUUGGACGUUCGCCCCCUUGCCCGGUACUGAGCCGUCGCUGCGGUGCCACCUCAUGCCUUUCCGCUCUUCCUGGACGGAUAUGAUUCUUUGUGUGAGAGGUCCACAGAGCCUGUUGGCCGAGCAAAGGGUUUGUCGACCCUCAUCCUGUGUGGGGGUCCCGGGCUUUGCAGUCGACCAAGUCAUGCACCCCCUGGACCCUCCAGCCUGUCCGGGGCACUCGCCCAAUGCUCCCGAGGUGCCCCCAAGGACGACAGAGCCGUCUCCGCCACCCCCCCAGAACGUGGUCAGGGACCCAGAGGAAGACCUGCUCUGCAUCGCCAAGACGUUCUGCUACCUCCGAGAAUCAGGUUGGUACUGGGGGCCGAUUACAGCCACAGAGGCCAAACAGAGACUCCAGAAGAUGGCAGAAGGCGUCUUCCUGGUGCGGGACAGCACUCACCCCAGUUACCUCUUCACGUUGUCCGUCCGGACGAACCGGGGGCCCACCAACGUUCGCAUCGAGUACUCAGACAGUCUCUUCCGCCUGGACUCUAACUGGCUGUCUAAGCCUCGGAUCCUCUCCUUCCCUGACGUCGUCAGCCUGGUACAAUAUUACGUCUCGUCCUGCAGCUCCGAGAGCUCGAAGGACCCCGACAGCCAGUCGCCCCCCGCACCCGCCUCCCUUAAAGAGCCAGCUGCCGUGCACCUCAAGCUUCUACGACCCCUGCAUCAGAGCGGAGAGAGUCCGAGCCUGCAGCACCUGUGCCGCCUACAGAUAAACCGCAGUGUGGCCCCGGGCGCAGACCUCACAGACCUGCCUCUGCCCAGAAGGAUGGUGCAGUACCUGCAGGGCUACCCAUUCAGGCUCUGAUCCUCGCAGGGCAGGACUGUCGAUACAUUUCCCGCUGAGGGCGCCGUACGUCCAGGAUUGUAAAUAAUCACGUAUUUAUUAUGAGCAGAGGAUUCCCCCAGCAGUCGCUGCGGGGUUCAGCUGCCCCCUCACUGUCAUCGGACUGGUGCCAGCCGUGGAUUAUACCUGUGAGCGGCCCGGCUAUUGUCUGGACUUGUUUGCUGGGCGUAGUCGCUGACUGGUCACCGUCAGGGCUCAGUCUACUGUGGACGCCGGAUGACACGUCUGCUGCCCCCUGAUAAGGCGCGGGGCUGCACUUUGGUGGUUAUGCUGCGAGGACUUCGGGCGAUGACAAUAAAUCGCAUUUCUUACUAA